Tachysurus fulvidraco (yellow catfish) is the source of this 1690-nucleotide messenger RNA. RefSeq names its product probable endonuclease 4. The transcript is spliced from 10 exons. Gene Ontology annotation, molecular function: DNA-(apurinic or apyrimidinic site) endonuclease activity; zinc ion binding; phosphoric diester hydrolase activity. Bases 415 to 1368 code for a protein of 317 amino acids. The record is from RefSeq and is a predicted model, not a curated record. Gene Ontology annotation, biological process: base-excision repair. NCBI's taxonomy places the organism in Eukaryota, Metazoa, Chordata, Actinopteri, Siluriformes, Bagridae. Gene Ontology annotation, cellular component: nucleus; mitochondrion.
CUGUGCAACAGAUAGUGCGCAGCUUCAGCUAAACAGCCCCCAUAUUCGGCGAAAUUCUAAAACUUAUAAAUAUUUUAGCUAGUUAACCUCUGAAAUCUGCCAUAAUCGCUGGGUUUGCAAAGAAACUAUAUAAGCUUGUCAGCUAAAGGGCUGUGAUCAUGUAUGCUCACGUCUAUUAGCUUGAGGCCUAUUGAACAAGGAAUCUCAACUUAAUUUACGACGAUUAUACACUUAAAGUGAGCGAAUCCCUUCUCACUGACAACAGUACAUAAAUUAAAGGCACAUUGACCACGCCCCCAUACCAAAGUAUAUGUGGAGAUGGGCGGGGCUACAACACACACCUACAUACCUACCUACACCUACCUCUCGAUGAUACAGAUUGUGAUCUUUUAAGGUGACUAAACUGAAAAAGAGAUGGCUUCGUGCAAAAAAGGAGAGAAGAGAAGAAAAGAGAGAAAUGUGAAAACGUUAGAGGAAUUUGAAGACUCGGCUGAAAGGAAAGGAAGGACAAGAGAACAAAAAAAGUACAUUGGUGCUCAUGUGUCCAUAGUAGGAGGGAUAUGGAAAGCAGUUGAAGCAAGUGUAGAAAUGGGGGGCCACAGUUUUGGAUUAUUUUUGGGUUCCCAACGCUCUUGGCAAAGACCUGCUCUUGAUCAGAAAGCUGCAGUGAAAUUUCAGCAGGCUUGUGCUCAACACAGCUUUGACGCAAGACACAUUCUGCCACAUGGAUCUUACCUGAUGAAUUGUGGCUCUCCCAAAGAAGAUGUGUUUAGUAAGAGCCAGGUCAUGCUGGUUGAUGAACUCAGUCGCUGUAGUCUUUUGGGCCUUACUCAGUUCAACUUUCACCCCGGGGCCUCCCUUGACUCCAGCAAAGAGCAAUGUAUCGAGAGGAUUGCCGAAGCUAUAAACAAUGCUCACCAGCAAAUACCUGCAGUCUGUACCGUUCUUGAAAAUAUGAGUGGACAGGGAAGUACAGUUGGUGGAGAUUUUAAUGAACUGAAGUCCAUAAUUGACCGUGUUCGAGAUAAGACACGUGUUGGAGUAUGUCUAGACACGUGCCAUGCAUUUGCAGCAGGUUAUGACAUUUCUUCAGAGGGAGGAGUGAAGUCUGUGCUUGAUGAAUUUGACCAAGUGGUUGGACUGCACUACCUGAGAGCAGUUCAUCUAAAUGACUCAAAAGGUAAAUUGGGCUGCCAUCUGGAUCGCCAUGAGGACAUUGGCCGUGGACAGAUUGGCAUCUCUGCUUUCCGAAACAUUGUGAAUGAACCUCGAUUUGACAACAUCCCUCUUAUUCUCGAGACACCUGGCCGCCCAGGUUUUGAAUAUGCUGAACAAAUACAGCUCCUGUAUUCUUUAUGUGAGGACUAGAAUGCAAGAGGACCUCUUCAUUAGACAGUUAUAAAGAUUUUGUGUUCUAUUUUAUUCUGUUCACGCAUUGUAUAUUUCAUACAGGCAUACAAUAAACAUAAAUUGGAUUCAUAUAAUCUGUUAUCUGUAAAGUAUAAAGUACUGUAAAGUGUAGUUGAUUGCACAACUACAAUUUAGUUGUUUAGUCAGCAGAGGGAGCUGGAAACAAGGAAAACAUGAUAGAGUAGGUUGAAAUCCCAUCAGUAAAUCUUAAACUAGGUCUGCUAAAGCAAUUCUGCUUCCAUAUUGUACUUUCAUAUGUAUUAAAGAAUUUACUCAAUCA